UUCCCAGGGGCAGCUUCUCAGAAGGCUUCCUAAGGAAGCCGUGGAGGAGCAAGGCUGAGCCCCCUGGCCCCUCACCGGCCGCCCAGUCCCCGCCCUCACCACAGGGACUGACAGCCUUGCCUUCUCCACAGCUACGACAUGGUGCAUUACGGCCACUCGAACCAGCUGCGCCAGGCACGGGCCAUGGGCGACUACCUCAUUGUGGGUGUGCACACCGAUGAGGAGAUCUCCAAGCACAAGGGGCCCCCCGUGUUCACUCAGGAGGAGAGGUACAGGAUGGUGCAGGCCAUCAAGUGGGUGGACGAGGUGGUGCCAGCAGCUCCGUAUGUCACCACACUGGAGACACUGGACAAGUACAGCUGCGACUUCUGUGUCCACGGCAAUGACAUCACGCUGACCGUAGACGGCCGGGACACUUAUGAGGAAGUGAAGCAGGCCGGGAGGUACAGAGAGUGCAAACGCACCCAGGGCGUGUCCACCACAGACCUCGUUGGCCGCAUGCUGCUGGUGACCAAGGCCCAUCACAGCAGUCAGGAGAUGUCCUCUGAGUACCGGGAGUACGCAGACAGCUUUGGCAAGUGCCCAGGGGGGCGGAACCCCUGGACAGGGGUGUCCCAGUUUCUGCAGACAUCCCAGAAGAUCAUCCAGUUUGCUUCUGGGAAGGAGCCCCAGCCAGGGGAGACGGUCAUCUAUGUUACCGGCGCCUUUGACCUGUUCCACAUCGGGCACGUGGACUUCCUGGAGAAGGUGCACGGCCUGGCAGAGAGGCCCUACGUUAUCGCGGGCUUGCACUUUGACCAGGAGGUCAACCACUACAAGGGGAAGAACUAUCCCAUCAUGAACCUGCACGAGCGGACCCUGAGCGUGCUGGCCUGCCGGUACGUGUCAGAAGUGGUGAUUGGGGCCCCGUAUGCGGUCACAGCAGAGCUCCUGGAUCACUUCAAGGUGGAUCUGGUGUGUCACGGGAAGACAGAAAUCGUGCCUGACAAGGACGGCUCCGACCCGUACCAGGAGCCCAAGAGAAGGGGCAUCUUCCGCCAGAUUGACAGUGGGAAUGACCUCACCACGGACCUCAUUGUCCAGCGCAUCAUCAAGAACAGGCUAGAGUACGAGGCCCGGAACCAGAAGAAGGAGGCCAAGGAACUGGCCUUCCUAGAGGCCAGAAGACGGCAGGAGGUGUGGCCCCAGAAGGAAGACAACUGUGACUUCUGACCAGAAGAGGGAGAUCACCCGGAGCCCUCUCCCUGCUGUGCUUCCCGUGCCUCCAGAGUUUGGCUCACGUGGUUUUUAACCAAGCUGCGGUGCCCUCUCCAACCAUCCUGGCCUCAGAAGGGCUGGUGAGGAUGCUGCCUCCCACCCGCCUGCAAGGCACCCGUUUUGCAGCAGGCCCUUG
Messenger RNA from Ceratotherium simum simum (southern white rhinoceros), 1393 nucleotides. NCBI's taxonomy places the organism in Eukaryota, Metazoa, Chordata, Mammalia, Perissodactyla, Rhinocerotidae. The record is from RefSeq and is a predicted model, not a curated record.